Molecule: messenger RNA, 1165 nt
Organism: Micropterus dolomieu (smallmouth bass)
Lineage: Eukaryota; Metazoa; Chordata; Actinopteri; Centrarchiformes; Centrarchidae
Product: hepatic lectin-like
Exons: 9
Coding region: 19-963 (314 amino acids)
Source: RefSeq, a predicted model, not a curated record
GACAGUCACAGCUGAAAAAUGCCUGAAGCUGAUGUGCUGUACUCUGAUGUUAAGUUCACAAGACCAAAUACAAAUGCCAGAGGCACAAAUCCCUCAUCGGAGGAAACCACAUACUCUGAAGUCAGGAUCCUGAAGACUCAGCCAUCCAAAGAGCUUCCUGGCACAAAUCCCUCAUCGGAGGAAACCACACACUCUGAAGUCAGGAUCCUGAAGACUCAGCCAUCCAAAGAGCUUCCUGCAGGGUCUCAACAACAAGGAGGGUCAAAGGUCAAGUUAGAGAGAGUGGCCUUGGUAGUUCUCAGUGCUCUCCUGGCUGCUGCUGUCAUCGCUCUUGGUGUUACCUCUUAUAAAAACAGUCAAACCAUGGAACGUCUCCAAAAGCUGACAGCUGAGCAUGAAGCUUUGAAAAACAAUCUCACAGAGAGGUGCUCUGAAGUAAAACCAUGCAACACAGUGCAGCAAACGAGCCCACAGCCUCCUGCAAUAAAUGAGUCAUGUCCGAUAUGUGAGGAAGGCUGGGAGCAACAUGGAGGAAAGUGCUAUUAUUUCUCCACCAAUAGUUCAUCCUGGAAUAACAGCAGAGUUGAAUGUCAACAACAAGGAGGAGACCUGGUUAAGAUAGACAGCAGAGAGGAGCAGACAUUCCUGGAGCUGAAACUGAGAGACAAAAUGAACGGACCUGAGGACAAGUUCUGGAUCGGACUGACAGACUCAAAGGAAGAGGGCACAUGGUUGUGGGCAGAUGGCUCUCCACUGAACACAAGUUUGUCCUUUUGGAGAGGCAAUGAGCCAGACAACUGGACAGUGGAAGAUCCUGAUGGAGAAGACUGUGCGAGGAUGGGGGAGAAAUCAGGAGCUCGUGACCUGAAGUGUUGGUUUGAUAAAUCCUGCAAAAAGCCUCACAGAAGUAUUUGUGAGAAAACAGCAAAAAAUGGAAACUGGCGUCUGAAAUGUUCUGUUUAAGUUAAGUUUAAGUCUGACUAAGCCUGUUAAACAAUCUCAGUGCAGGAUACAGAAUGUGGAGAAAUGUUAUUUUUAUACAGCUAAUGUGUAAAAAAUGAAAAUGUAUGAAUGUGCUCACCAAUUAAGGAAAAGAUCACAUGUACCAGAUGGUGGAGGAAAAAUUCAGUUAUUAGGCAGUAAUACCACACUGUAAAAAUACUGU